UGUUAGCUGGGUUUCUAGCAUACAUUUUCAGUGAUCUUGAGAACCUGUCUGACUGGAAAGAGGAAGUAAGAUACCCUAAAACAAAAAUGAGGAAAUACUUUUCUAAAGAAUAGUUUGGCAAAAUUCUACAUUUCAUUCUAGUUAAACUUUUUACUUAUCCUCUCUAACAUUCUGUUCAUGGCAAUAAUUAAAAAUUAUUACAUAUGCAUAUACUUACGCAAUUACAUAUACACGAAUUAUUAACAUCUCAAAAUAAUAAAGACAGAAACAGAAGGAAAUUACACAUUCACAUCUUCAGUAAAUGUAAAAAGGCUGAACUCAGCUCAAAGACCUCCCCACAAAGAUAAAACAAAAACAGGUGAUGUUAAGAAUGCAAAAAAUUUUCCGUUUCACUCCGUAUAAAUAGACAUACAGUAGCUUACAGAGUUUACAGAUGCAGCCCAUGGGAAGAUGCAAGAUGGAAGCCCACGGAACUGAUAAUACAGAGAUGGAGGACUUCAAUACUCAGGCAGAGAACAAGCACUGUGGAACAUCAGAAGUCAGUACAGAUCAACACCUACAUCAGGAAGUGUUGAAUAAAAAAGAGAAUCUAUUUCACAGACUUCUGAAAGACAAGCAUCACAGUAAACUGAGAGCUGCAGAUGUUCUUCAGUUAACUGCACAUUCAUUACACUCCCAUGAGUCUUGUGCUGAAGAUGAACUGAUUCAGACUUUCAUACAAAAACUACUGAUAAUGGACUACAGAGCAAGAUGCAUUAAAACUAAAGACAACAACGAGGAAGCUCACAAUGGUCAAGCCAGCUAUGAAUCAUUUAAAGAAGUAGCUGAUUUUGAAGAUUUUAUUCACAAUUUAGGGUCAGUAUCUAAUAAAGAAACAGGCCAAUCUAAGAAAAUUCACCCGAUGGAUGUUCAGAUGGCCACGUUUCAUUGUGCUGAUAGUUUUCUGAAGCAGCUGAUGGUCACUAAACUGUCCCAGUGUCAGUACGCUCUGCCUCUGCUUGUUCCUGAUCCAUUCACUCAACAGACUGAGUUUCCUCUCUGGACAUUCAGACAAAUCAACAAGAGCUGGAAGAUGACCAACACCAAUAAUGAAAUCAUCAGUCAAACCCAGCCCAUCUACAAGGCAGAGACUCCAAUGGUGUUUUUCUUCAGGUUUGGCUCUGUGUCUUCAUCCAAGUCUCAGCUGAUGAACAGUCUGAUCAAUGAGAAACACAACACAUUCUUCCACAGGAACUGCUCAGGCAGCAGCAAAACCAGAGUCCUGAUGGAUGGAGUGGUGGAGAUCACCUGGUUCUGCCCUUCUGGAAGAGAAACAGAUAAAUUCACUGAGUGUGUAGCGUUCUGUAAUCUACACGGUGACGCAGGAGACCAUGAGAAACAGCUGCAGAUCCUCACUGAAAUGAGCUCAGUCAAUGUUGUUCUUCUACCACAACUUCAGAGGAAUGACAGAAGCAGGAAAAGACUUCAAGAACUCCACAAGGGCUCAAAGCCACUCAUUUGUCUUUUUACUGAGGAUGAAUCUGCUGUAACUGUGGUGAAGAAAAAAUACCGGAUUGGUCUGAAAGACAGAAAUCAGUCAGAAAUAUCUGAUGAACUCAGAAGAGCAAUAAAAGAUUGUCUCUCAGAAUCAUCUUCCACGUUCAGACUUGAAGAUGUGUCCAAACCCUCAGAGAAUACAGAACAUCACACUCAGAAACUCAGACACUCAGACAUUAGAGUAGAUGAGGAAGAUGAUGAUGACUGCAGGAGAGGAAGAGAAGCAGCACAGCAGAUGAUGAGUUUACUGGAGAAGAAAGAUCUGACAGAAAUCAAAGAAUCAUUUCUGCCUCAUCAGGGGCAACUGUGGCAUCAGUGGAGUCAGAAGAACAAAGAACUACAUCGGCCUCGAGCAGAUGAGACAGAAGUGGACAUAAGCAGAAAACAAACAGAAAUGAAGAAAAUCCUUGAGCAACAGCAUGAAUCUAACAUCAGUGAGUUUAUGAAACUCUUUCUAAAUCAAAUGAACACAGAUGCUAAACAUAAAAAGAUGUUUUUCAUUAAAUGGCUCAUAAUCCUCCUGGGUGAAUAUAUCUCAGCUGAUCUUUCUGCUCUACAUCAUAAGUAUAAUGAAAAGUGGUCAACAGUCUUACAAAUGAAAGAGAAUCAUGAUACAUUUGAACAACUCCCGGCUGAACAAGCAGAACUUGAGAGAAUAUCUGAGGAUCUUCAAGCUGCAACCUUUGGUGUGGAGCACAUCAUGAGGGAGAUCGGUCAGAUCUAUGAAUCAUGUUCAUCUGUGAAGAAGAACAAGAAAGACCUGCAGAUUCCCUUCUCUUCUCUCCCGAGUCUUGCAGCUGAGAUGAUGAUCUCUGGAUUUCCACUGGAGCUGAUGGAUGGAGAUGCUGCUCAUGUUCCUGUGAUCUGGAUCUCUGCUGUUCUAGAUCAACUCAUCCAGAAACUGGGAGACCAGAGAGUCUUUGUGCUGUCAGUUUUAGGGCUUCAGAGCUCUGGGAAAUCCACCAUGCUGAACGCCAUGUUUGGACUCCAGUUUGCCGUCAGUGCUGGCAGGUGCACCAGAGGAGCUUUCAUGCAGCUGAUCAGAGUCUCAGACGAGAUGAAAACACAGAUGAACUUUGACUAUAUUCUGGUUGUUGAUACUGAGGGUCUUCGUGCUCUAGAACUGGCUGGAAGAUCAACAAGAGAUCAUGACAAUGAACUGGCCACAUUUGUUGUAGGUAUUGCAAAUAUGACCUUGAUCAACAUCUUUGGAGAAAACCCAUCUGAGAUGCUGGACAUUCUUCAGAUUGUUGUUCAGGCCUUCAUGAGGAUGAAGAAGGUCAGUCUGAAUCCCAGCUGUGUGUUUGUGCAUCAGAACGUCUCAGACAUCACAGCUGGAGAGAAAAACAUGGAGGGAAGGAGACGACUGCUGGAGAAACUGGAUGAGAUGACAGAACUUGCUGCUGAAGAGGAAGUCUGUGAUGCACAACGUUUCAGUGACGUCAUUAGAUUUGAUGUACAGAAUGAUGUGAAGUAUUUUGCUCAGCUCUGGGAGGGCAGCCCACCAAUGGCACCACCAAACCCAAACUACUGUGAGAACAUUCAAGAACUAAAGAAAACUAUUAUGUCUCAUGCCUCAAAAUCACAUGGAAUGAUGCUGAAAGACUUAAAAGAUCGUAUUAAAGAUCUCUGGGAGGCUUUACUGAAUGAACAAUUCGUCUUCAGCUUCAGAAAUUCUCUGGAGAUUUCAGCCUACAGGAAACUGGAGACUGAAUACAGCAAGUGGUCCUGGAGUCUUCGCAGUGCCAUGAUGGAAACAGAGAGCAAACUAUACAACAAAAUAGAAAAUGAAGCAGUUCGUGAGGUUGAGGAAAUUGAUCUUCAAAGAGAACUGAAGAUGACAAGUGAAGAAGUAGAAAAGUCAAUGUCUGAAUUCUUUGAGAAAGACAAAGAUAAAGAUAUACUGAUUCAAUGGAAAACAUCAUUUGAAAUCAAGAUCAAAGAGCUUCAGGAAAAUAUUGUGAGAGAAACAAAAAGGAAAUUAAAUGGGAUUCUUCAGCAGCGAGACCUGAGGAAAAAGAUUGAUGAUCAGAGGACAAAUCAUGAAAACGCUCUCUAUGAAAAGAGCAAAGAACUUCCCUUAAAACUCAAAGACAAAGCAAAUGAUGAAGAAACACUGAAGAAAGAGUUUGAUUUGUUUUGGGCGCAGACUGUAGAUGAGAUUAUCUCAGACAAGCCUCCAAACAAUGACAUUGACAUAAUGAGAGAUGUGAUAAAAAUCCUCAGUGACAUCAACAAGGGGCAUCCCUCUGCUGACCACAUUAAAGAGGACAGCAACAUUUUCACUGUGUCAAGUUUUUUUGAUUAUGUUAUUUUCAAAAAGUCCACAAAAAAGGGGGUUAAAGAGUUGAUAAAAGGUGCUUUCAGUACAAUGAAAGGAACAUUUGGAAAUAUUCGAACUCUGUCUCCAGAGAAAGAAGCUCAAAUAAGAUCAUUAGUUUCAGAUGUUGACCAGCAGACAGACACAAUGAUUCAGUCAUUUAACAUUUCAAAGAUGGGCUACAACAUGAGCUGCAUUCAAAAACUCAUAGAUUAUAUCAAUAAGAGAGUAACAGAACAUGAGGAAGGACCAGUGAAAUAUGAGUUCAAGAAUGAAUUCUUUAUCGAUUUGGUUCUUUCCAUCUGUGUGAGAGCAAACAAGAUGAUCACCGACCAACACAGACUGUUCAGGGAAACCAAUGAUCCUGUGAUAUAUGUUGAGAAGAAGAGAGAAGAGUACUAUAGUAUCUUUCAAAAAUACUGUAAUGAAGCUCCAUCAGCUGCUGUUUUUGGUAAGAUCAUCUGCCAGAAACUGAAAGAGCCCAUAGAGCAGAGUGUCUACAAGAAGACUGCCAGAGAUCUGACAUACGAAAUUAUGAAAAACUGUGAAUCACUGAAUGGAAACAGACUAAAUUUGGAGAAACACAUCCUGAAGACACUGGCAGAAGAGAAUGAUUUUGUCAAAUACAUGGAUUACCUGAAUUAUCCCAGGCUUCACUUCAAGAGUUUCAUCAGAGAUGAAGUCAGUCGGUACAUCACUGAUAAGUUCAGUCUCAGUGUUUUACCCAAGAUGAAAAAUAACAUUAAAUUCCUGCAGCAGAAGAUCAUGAAAGCAGCUCAUGAAUCUACUGAACAUGUUCAAGUGAACAGUGGAGAUGUUGGUUUGUGGUUGAAGAGUUUCACACAGCAGCUCUCAGACGUACUGAUCUUCUCUGAGAAAGACCUCAGUGGAGAGAAACAUCAUGAUGUUGAGGAUUUCAACCUCUUAGAAUAUGUGAUAAAGAAAGAUCUUACUGCUAUAAUGUCUGACAUCAGCAAUAGUUUUAACACAGACACUUUUCCACUAAAGCUAGACAGAAAGUUCAGGCCACAUGAGAUUCUGACUGAUCACUUCUGUCAGUGCUGUUGGGUUCAGUGUCCAUUCUGUGGAGCCACCUGCACCUACAGCAUAGAAAAUCAUCAUGGAGAUCACAGUACUCCUUUCCAUCGUAGUAUUGGUCUGAAUGGAAUCUAUUUCAGUGAUACAUCUAACUUGUCUACUCAUAUCUGCACAUCAGCAGUAGCAAGCAGCAUUCUAUAUAUUUGUCCCAGUGACUCAACUGAUGAAGUCCCCUGGAGAGAGUACAGAAGAGCAGGAGGAGUUUAUGCAGACUGGAGCAUCACCCCUGAUCUCUCUGAACUGCCCUACUGGAAGUGGUUUGUGUGCAGAUUCCAGAAAGAUCUGGAAAAACACCACAAAAAAACAUUUGAGGGACAGGGUAAGAUACCAGAUGAAUGGAAAAAAUACUCAAAACUGGACGCUAUUGAGAGUUUGUAUAAUUACAUUUAAUUGAACUAGCAAAAAUUGAGGUUGCAUUGAGGUUGAAAGUGAAAAAUUUCAAGUCAAAUGUCUCACCUCCGACUUUAUCAGCAACACCGUAUAAGAGAAUAGCUGUUGGAACAAAAUAUCAUAUUGUGAGAAAACAACACCAUUUGUCAUUUCGAUUUAGUUUGCUGUGUUCAAAUCAGUUUCAUCAUUAUCUUCUGCUCUUUUAUAUAUAUAUUUAGUUUUAUAUUAGAUUUAGUAUUUUAUGGGUGCCGAAGUUAAUUGUUUAAAUGAAGUUCUUGACGAAAGUUCAGGAGGAAUAUUUGAAUUUAGGUUAAUCCAAGCAAUCAGUGCCAGAAUAAGCGUAUGCUGUAUAAACCACUUCUUACCUCUGCCACCCAACACUUCUUACUACUAAACCAGCCAAGAAAGUCCAGGGGGUACUUCAGGCUCAGUUUAGGUCUCGAGCCCUCCAACACAGCCAGCAAGCCACAUUUACCCUCUCUUCAAUUCAGAGGUAACAUGGACCUGUGAACUCAUAAAUUAAGAUAAUUUAACACUAAGCAGCUCUUUAAUAUAGUUAUUACUAGUGGCAAUCAAAGUGGGUUGUGAAGGUUUUAAAUUUCUGAUUAUAAAAUAUACUGUGUGCAUCUUAACAAUAAAAAGAAUAUGUUGUCCUUUUUAUUUGAAAUAGAUUUUUGAGUGAUGAAAAAUGUUUUACUAAUUACUUUAGUUUUAAAUUACUUUCUGAUAACUGCUUCAAACUUAUUGAAACACAAAUAUGAUACCCAAUAGUGUUUUUCAUAGAAUGCUUUCCAAUACAUUCCUGCAAAUGUGUAUCUUUGUGUCUGCCCAUCAGACUUUCUGCGGGGUUUAAAUGUAUGCACAUUUUAGACCUGUAGUAUGAGUGCAUGUGUUUGUGAUUAU
Messenger RNA from Cyprinus carpio (common carp), 6247 nucleotides. RefSeq names its product interferon-induced very large GTPase 1-like. The record is from RefSeq and is a predicted model, not a curated record. Gene Ontology annotation, molecular function: GTP binding. NCBI's taxonomy places the organism in Eukaryota, Metazoa, Chordata, Actinopteri, Cypriniformes, Cyprinidae.